AUGUCGCUCGCCAGAAGGGCUUUUCUGGCCACUUCUCCUUCACGUCCCCUUUUUGUAGCCCAGCGCAGAGCUGCUUCAUCCUCGUCCCAUGACCACCACGAUGACCACCAUCAUCACGCAGAGGACUCGACUGUGUAUCCUCCCGAAAGUACCAAUGCAGCGUUUGGAAACUCGUUCUGGAGAAAUGUUGUUCUGGCCUCAAUAGCCACCGUCGCCGUCUUCAAAUAUGCACCCUCCGCAGGCGACGAUGUUUACCUCUCGCAAUGGAUUGCGUUGUACACUGCCCCACGCGACUACUGGCUCACAUUAAAUGCCAAACACAGUGCACAGUCUGCAGAGCUGGCUGCAGACACCAGGCUGGUCAAUGACGCAACCCGUCCUAUCAUCCACCGCUAUGUUAACCCUCAGUCGCUAUCGCAGGCAUCGCCGUUUUUGAAUGGAGUCGGACGGACGGUAGACAUGAGUGGUGUCGUGCCCAAGACCACGGUGUAG
This is a messenger RNA of Psilocybe cubensis, 492 nucleotides long. RefSeq lists its product as uncharacterized. Gene Ontology annotation, cellular component: mitochondrion. The transcript has 3 exons. The coding region runs from base 1 to 492 and encodes 163 amino acids. The record is from RefSeq and is a predicted model, not a curated record. Lineage: Eukaryota; Fungi; Basidiomycota; Agaricomycetes; Agaricales; Agrocybaceae.